CCUGCCCCGCCUCUCUGGACAGCCGGCUUUUGCAGCCCACGGCUCCCCGGCCUGAGUUCAGCCCAGUGAGGUUAGAGACCCGGAGAAGGGGUCCCGACCCCGGGCUGCUGUCCAUCCGGGCGGUGCCGGAGCCUCCGCCUGCGGAGCACGGCCGGGAGGCGCAGACCCCGGAACCCCGAGGCCUGGGGGAGGUGAGCGGCGGAAGGUCGGGGGAAUGCGGGACAGAGGGAGGACCCCGGCCUUGGGAGGAUCCCGCGCCGGGGCGGGGGGCGCGCGAGCGGGGCCUUUGUAGGCGCACGCAAUGGGGGCCAAGGGCUGGCACCACCGCACUAGCCGUCCCGCGGACGUGCCCCUGACCGCGGCAGGUCGGGCACUUGUCCCCACCUGUCCAGGCCCCGGUCACCCCCCAACUUCCUCCGGACCCGUGCCCGGCGCUCUACCUGCCGGGCCCUGCCGGCGUUUGGAUUUGCUCCCGGCUGUCAGUGAACCUGAGGAACUGUUUCCACCCCUCCCCGGCGCCACUGCCUUCCCGGGCUGCAGGCUCAGAGAUUUGCCUUCUGGAGACUCCACCCACCCUCAGGGAAGAGCCCAGAAAGAAGAUAUGGCUAUUGGAUGGAGGGAAGCAAGGUCUCAUGUGUCGGUGACCUUCGAGGAUGUGGCUGUGCUCUUUACACGGGAUGAGUGGAGGAAGCUGGGUCCUUCUCAGAGAAACGUGUACCAGGAAGUGAUGCUGGAGAACUACAGUAACCUGGUCUCACUGGGACUCCUGUUUUCCAAACCAAGAGUGAUCUCCCUGUUGCAGGAAGGAGAAGAUCCCUGGAAGGUAGAGAAAGAAAGUCCUGGAGGCCCCUCUCUAGGAUGUAAGAGCAGUCCUAAAACUACAAAGUCAACUCAAACCCAAGAUUCAUCAUUUCAGGGGCUAAGAAGGAAAAGACUCAAAAGGGAUGAACCCUGGAGUUUCCUAUCAGAAAAACCCUGCAUAUAUGAAGACAGAUUAAAGAAACAAAAGGACAAAAAUGAACGUUUACAAAUAAUUUCAAUCACCCAUACAAAAAUCCUCCCUGUAAAAAGAAGCCAUAAAAAUAGCAACUUUGGCCAAAAUUUCAGCCUGAAAUCAGUCUUUGUUAAGCAACAGAGGGUUGCUAGAGAAAAAACACCCUCAAAAUAUGAAAUACAAAGAAAUAGCUUCAAGCAGAAUUCAAACUUACUUAGCCAAUCAAAAAUCAAAACAGCAGAAAAGCGGUAUAAAUGUAAUAUAUGUGAAAAAGCCUUCAUUCACAAUUCUUCCCUUCGUAAACACCAGAAAAACCACACUGGAGAGAAAUUAUUUAAAUGUAAGGAAUGUUUGAAAGCUUUCAGCCAAAGUUCGGCUCUUAUUCAGCAUCAAAGAACUCAUACUGGAGAGAAACCCUACAUCUGUAAAGAAUGUGGGAAAGCUUUCAGCCACAGUGCAUCCCUCUGCAAACAUCUAAGAAUCCACACUGUGGAGAAAUCCUAUCGAUGUAAAGAAUGUGGUAAAUCCUUCAGCAGAAGGUCUGGCCUUUUUAUACAUCAAAAAAUCCAUGCUCGAGAAAAUCCCCACAGAUACAAUCCAGGUAGGAAGGCAGCCAGCACAUCCCUUCCCGGAUGUCAGAGAAUUCACCUCAGAAAGAAGUCCUAUUUAUGUAAUGAAUGCGGCAACACCUUUAAGUCGAGCUCAUCCCUUCGUUAUCAUCAGAGGAUUCACACGGGAGAGAAACCUUUUAAGUGCAGUGAAUGUGGGAGAGCCUUCAGUCAGAGUGCAUCUCUUAUCCAGCACGAAAGAAUUCACACUGGAGAAAAGCCCUAUCGAUGUAACGAAUGUGGAAAAGGUUUUACUUCUAUUUCAAGACUUAACAGACACCGGAUAAUUCAUACCGGUGAGAAACUGUAUAAUUGUAACGAGUGUGGUAAAGCCUUAAGUUCCCACUCGACGCUUAUCAUCCAUGAAAGAAUUCACACUGGAGAGAAACCGUGUAAAUGCAAAGUGUGUGGGAAAGCCUUCCGACAGAGUUCAGCUCUCAUUCAGCAUCAGAGGAUGCAUACCGGAGAAAGACCCUACAAAUGCAACGAGUGUGGGAAAACAUUCAGGUGUAACUCAUCCCUUAGCAACCAUCAGAGAAUCCACACAGGAGAGAAACCAUACCGGUGUCUGGAAUGUGGGAUCUCUUUUGGCCAAAGUGCAGCUCUUAUUCAACAUCAGAGGAUUCACACAGGAGAAAAACCCUUCGAAUGUAACACGUGUGGGAAGACUUUUAGACAGAGCUCAUCACUUAUUGCACAUCAGAGAAUUCAUACUGGAGAGAAACCCUAUGAAUGUAAUGCAUGUGGGAAACUGUUCAGCCAGAGGUCAUCUCUUACUAAUCAUUAUAAAAUCCACAUUGAAGAGGAUUCCUUGAAAGUAGAUUUGCAUGUGUGAAAGCCUUAAACCAAAGCUCAGCAGGGUAUACAUACUUGAGAUUGAUUUAAUAAAUGUCAUGAUCAUGAGAAAACUUUUCUAUUUUAAUUUUGUCUCAUCAGAUAUUAAAUUCUAAGGACAAAGAGCUCUGACUAUGUAAUAAAUAUGUGGAAAACUUUCAUACCUGUCAGUCACUUUUUAAAAAAUAUCCUAAGAUAAGGGAAUCACAAUUGUAAUUUGAUUGCAAAACCACAAUUUUGACCAUCUGUAAGGUGGGGUUUUUCUAUCUUCUUAUAGAGUAUUAUAUACUAUAUGUGAUGUAUAAACAUGAGAAAAAUCUGGGUGUAGGAGUACUGGAUUUCUCAUUAGAAAGACACCAACUGUAUAAGCCAGUAGCAUAUUUAUUAGAACUAACAUUUUAAUAGCAAACAGAACUGAUCUUAAAAUAUAUGCAUAUGUAGACCAAAUAACAGAUUAAAAAAAAAAAAAAAACCCUGGAAACUACCUCAGUCUCUGGAAUUUGCCUUUUCCUAAAUUGUUGUCAAACUUUGUGCAUGGUUUUCAUUAAAAAAGAGAAAGGAAAAAAA
Molecule: messenger RNA, 3003 nt
Organism: Lutra lutra (Eurasian river otter)
Lineage: Eukaryota; Metazoa; Chordata; Mammalia; Carnivora; Mustelidae
Product: zinc finger protein 354B
Exons: 5
Coding region: 302-2437 (711 amino acids)
Biological process (GO): regulation of transcription by RNA polymerase II
Cellular component (GO): nucleus
Molecular function (GO): DNA-binding transcription factor activity, RNA polymerase II-specific; RNA polymerase II transcription regulatory region sequence-specific DNA binding
Source: RefSeq, a predicted model, not a curated record